This is a messenger RNA of Propithecus coquereli (Coquerel's sifaka), 2765 nucleotides long. RefSeq names its product S-adenosyl-L-methionine-dependent tRNA 4-demethylwyosine synthase-like. The record is from RefSeq and is a predicted model, not a curated record. The coding region runs from base 1 to 2088 and encodes 695 amino acids. The transcript has 17 exons. Lineage: Eukaryota; Metazoa; Chordata; Mammalia; Primates; Indriidae. Gene Ontology annotation, biological process: wybutosine biosynthetic process. Gene Ontology annotation, molecular function: 4 iron, 4 sulfur cluster binding.
AUGUGGUUUAUUCUAGCCAAUGAGCUAACGAGCCCGCACAGGCUGCUGGCUGAUUCUCUGGGUACCCGUGAAGGUUACCAGGAUUUCCAAGUCCGAGGUUCUAGUCUCCUGUCGGCCCGCAGGCCUCAAACUCUGAGGAGGCUGGAUCCUUCCUUGGAUAUGUGGGACCUCUCCUCACCUUUGAUAUCGUUAUGGAUAAACAGGUUUUACAUUUAUUUGGGCUUUGCCUUUGGCAUCAGCCUUUGGAUUUGUGUCCAGAUUGUCAUCAAGAAGCAGGACAGGAACUCACAGGAGAAAUCUGUUCCAAAAACAACUCAGGAUUUGAUGACAAAUGGUUAUAUCUCCCUUGAAAAGGAGAAAAUCUUUGUGUCUGGAGUGAAGAUUUUCUAUGGUUCCCAAACUGGUACUGCAAAGUUUGGCCUGGGAAAUUCUGCGUAUGUAAGCUACUUCAACAAGGUUGGCAAAAAUGUUGAUAAGUGGCUCUGGAUGCUCGGUGCACAUCGUGUAAUGACUCGAGGGGAGGGCGACUGUGAUGUGGUCAGGAGCAAACAUGGCAGCAUUGAAGCUGAUUUCAGAGCAUGGAAGACCAAGUUCAUCUACCAGCUGCAGGCCCUCUGUAAAGGAGAGAAAAAAAAAUCCUGUGGUGGCAACUGCAAAAAAGGCAAAUGCGAAUCUAAUCAGCAUGGCUCGGAGGAAACGGAGCCAGGGUCCCACACUCCAGAUGAAUUCCAUCCCAGAGACACUGAGGAAGAAGAGCCCUGUGAGAGCACCAGCGAGGAGGAGUUUGGUUCUGAGGAUCGUCAGGGCCUAAAUUCUGUUGUUGAUGUUGAGGAUCUUGGCAAAAUAAUGGAUCGCAUGAAGAAAGAAAAGAAAGAAAAGGAGCAGCAGGAAGAGAAAACUAGUUUAUUCAGGAACACAGGGAAGAAUGAAGAUGGUGAAAGAAGAGCUAUGAUAACUCCUGCUCUCCGAGAAGCCCUUACUAAACAAGGUUAUCAGUUGAUUGGGAGCCACUCUGGGGUGAAGCUUUGCAGGUGGACAAAGUCAAUGCUUCGAGGGAGAGGAGGUUGCUAUAAACAUACAUUCUAUGGCAUUGAAAGCCAUCGCUGCAUGGAAACCACUCCGAGCUUGGCAUGUGCAAAUAAAUGUGUCUUCUGUUGGCGGCACCACACCAAUCCGGUGGGCACUGAAUGGCGAUGGAAGAUGGACCAACCUGAGAUGAUCUUAAAGGAAGCCAUUGAAAACCAUCAGAACAUGAUUAAGCAGUUUAAAGGAGUACCAGGUGUCCAAGCAGAGCGCUUUGAAGAAGGAAUGACAGUAAAGCACUGUGCAUUGUCCCUUGUGGGAGAACCAAUAAUGUACCCAGAGAUCAAUAGGUUUUUGAAGCUACUCCACCAUUGUAAAAUCUCCAGUUUCCUGGUCACAAACGCACAAUUCCCCAUGGAAAUCAGUUUUAAAAGCCUUAGUGAGAAAGCCAGUACCUUUUCUGGUUAUAUGGUAAACAAUACCAAGUCCAUACCUGUGCCUUUUCUGCCAGCAAGAAAUGCCAAGAGAUCAUUAAAUAAUGAGAACGCUGAAAAGAGGACAAGGCAACAACGUACCGUCUAUAGACUGACGCUCGUGAAAGCAUGGAACGUAGAUGAACUCCAGGCGUACGCUCAGCUCGUAUCCCUGGGAAAUCCUGACUUCAUUGAAGUGAAGGGUGUUACCUACUGUGGAGAAAGUUCAGCAAGCAGCCUUACCAUGGCCAACGUGCCCUGGCACGAGGAAGUGGUGCGGUUUGUUCAGGAGUUGGCGGAGCUGAUCCCCGACUAUGAAAUUGCAUGUGAACACGAACAUUCCAAUUGCCUCCUGAUAGCGCACAAAAAAUUUAAGAUUGAUGGAGAAUGGUGGACGUGGAUUGAUUACAACCGCUUCCAGGAGCUCGUCCAGGAGUACGAAGAUAGCGGUGGAUCAAAAACUUUUAGCGCAAAGGAGUACAUGGCCAAAACUCCUCACUGGGCCUUAUUUGGUGCCCAUGAAAGAGGCUUUGAUCCCAAGGACACAAGAUAUCAGAGAAAGAACAGAUCAAAGGAUAUUUCUGGAUGUUGAGAUUAUCUGUCUUCAGGAUACUAAAGGACAAAAACCGGAUGGCCUCAGAAGGUUCUUGGACUCUGCUGCAGUUCUUCCAAGGACAAAUUAUACAAAUUAUAUUUUAUAUAAAGGAGACUGUAAGGCAAACACGGGGACACAGAGACGACAUCCACACUCGGCAUGCUUGGGACACAGCCCCAACACUUCAUUACAGAGCUCAGUCCCUCUCCUGCUCUUCCUUCUGAGAGGAGAAUGGUUUUUGUGGGGGAAGUAAAACGAUCGUUAUGAGAAUAUGACUGAUGAUUUUUGUAUUGCAAUUAGUAAGGGUUGCUAGAAUGCUGUUCAUGAGAAUGUCAUACAAGGACUAGACACCCAGGCCUCGUGGCCUUUCUGGGCCCUUGGCUUUCGAUGGAGUAGCCACCUAGCAUUGAAUUGUACUGCCCUGAGCUCAGUGUGUCUGCUCCCACUAAGAUUAAGAACUUGAUCCCUUUCUUAUAUCUUAAGAUAACCUCCUGAAAAUAAGUUGUCACAAUUCUCAAUUAUUUUUAAAUACUACAUUAGGUUACUUUAGAUUUUUGGUUAUUACCAACCUUUUAUGAAAUCACGUUGGAUCUAUUUAAUAAAACCGCACUAGAUCUUGCCCCAUUCCCAUACAGAUUACCCCGGAAGUUGACGUGUGGGCUGGAUCAGAGUGA